GCAAACUUCACUGGACUGUUGACUGCUGCAGAGCAACACAGAAUACAGGGGGAACAAACCCAGAGCCAUGGACCCGGAGUACUUCAGAUCAGACAUGUGCUGGGGGACUCUGGGAACAGUCCGACCUCACUCCAACUUCCACCCGGACAGAGACGUGUGGGAGCUGCAGACGGCUCUGGAGAAGAAGGAUUGUGGGACAAUUGUGAGAAUUUUAACCAAUCGAAACAACGCUCAGAGACAAGUCCUGGUCAAGACUUUUGAAGAACUCACACAAAAGGAUCUGGGGUCAGAGGUGAAGAGGGCUCUGUCUGGGGAGGUGGAGGCUCUGAUGCUGGAGCUGCUGAUGCCUCCUCUGCACUUUGAGGCCUACAGGCUGCAGAUGGCCAUGGCGGGAGUGGGCACAGAUGAAGAAACUCUCCUGGAAAUCCUCUGCACCAGGACCGGCUCUGAGCUCAAAGAGAUCGACGAGGUCUACAAAAAAAUGUUCAAGAAGGACCUGGAGAAGGAGCUCAGAUCUGAGACCAGUGGAGACUUUGCGAAGCUGGUCGUGGCUUUGUUAAAUAAACGUGAUGUGGCUGGACUGGUUUAUAAGGACGUGGAGACUCUGGUGGCGACUCUCAACGGGAAGAAGUGUGACGCGACUCCAUGGAUCGACAUCCUGACCUCCAGGGACCCUGAGCACCUCCAAAAGGUUCUGGAUGAGGUGGAGUUUCAGACCGGCCUGUUUCUGGAUGAAGCUUUUGACAAACUCUUCAGUGGAGACCUCAGGCUCGGACUCAAAGUGCUGGUUCAGUGCAUCCAGAACCCAGACCUCUACCUCGCCAAAAGAAUUAACAUCAUGAAGGCCCCACAGACUCAGAGGGUGAUGGUGUCUCACUGUGAACAAGACCUCCUCUGCAUCAGAGCAGCGUUUCUCAAACUCACAGGGAAGUCACUCUACUCCACACUACAGAGACAUUUUAAAGGGGACCUCCUCACUGCUCUACUCAACAUCUGUCGAUCUGAAGACUGAAACUGCUCAGAAAACCAACAAUGGUUAUGUUUGAAUGACUUUAUUUAAGAGUAAAACUGGUUUAUAUUUGAAUAAACAAACGUGAACAA
Messenger RNA from Periophthalmus magnuspinnatus, 1101 nucleotides. RefSeq names its product annexin A14 (gene anxa14). The coding region runs from base 68 to 1012 and encodes 314 amino acids. The transcript has 13 exons. NCBI's taxonomy places the organism in Eukaryota, Metazoa, Chordata, Actinopteri, Gobiiformes, Gobiidae. Gene Ontology annotation, cellular component: cytoplasm. The record is from RefSeq and is a predicted model, not a curated record. Gene Ontology annotation, molecular function: calcium-dependent phospholipid binding; calcium ion binding.